Messenger RNA from Sugiyamaella lignohabitans, 321 nucleotides. RefSeq lists its product as uncharacterized. Gene Ontology annotation, molecular function: zinc ion binding. The transcript has a single exon. The record is from RefSeq and is a predicted model, not a curated record. The coding region runs from base 1 to 321 and encodes 106 amino acids. NCBI's taxonomy places the organism in Eukaryota, Fungi, Ascomycota, Dipodascomycetes, Dipodascales, Trichomonascaceae.
AUGUCUGGAAGCAGGGGAGAGGCCAAUUUCGUGUUUCGAUGCAAGAUGUGCAAAAGAGAGUCAAGUGCUACUAUCAAACUGACUGGCAAGACUUACGGACCUGACAAUUCAGGUAAACCAGUUAAGGUCGCUGAAGUCGAUAAUCGGGGACUUGAAUUUGUCGAAUUCAUUGCUGACGGCGUUUUCAAGUGCCAAGGUGAGGAGUCUGGAUACAAGUUUCCUGAAGUGAACUUGGAUGAUGGUGAGUGGUUCGACUACGAUGAAAAGGCUGGUGAGGAGGUAUCCAUUACAGAGGUCAAGUGGGAAUUUGUCAAGGCCUGA